UUUUAGUAAAUGCAUAUUUUUAUAAACACGAGAACACUUCCUAAAUUCUCAUUUUUUUUUAAAGUUCGCUGAACCAUUAAUAUUUUGUCUGGUCUGGUCUGGUCUAUUUUGGAUACUGUAAUUACGCUGUUAAAUAUUUCUUCUAAAAUUGUGCGUUUUCUUAUUCUUAUGGAAUAUUUUUAUUGUUCAAUUGCUUUCCAGUACCCUCCCAUUACUCCUGAGAUAAAUUCCUUUUCCUUCACUUCCAGCACGUUGAUCAGGAUUCACCAUUGAUAAAGUUUGUCCAGUUGUUUCCUUUUAUAAACUACUUAUUACACAAUUUAGAAUUAAAUACAUUCUUUUAUAAAACUUUUACAACUUUUGACUGUGACUUUAUAAUUCGCAACCUUUUUCUUACAAAAACAUGAAUCAUGAUUUUUUUCUCCACACAAAAUAUUAAAAUAUUCAAGUUCUACAGUUUCAAGACAAAGGGUAAUCUUACGAAGCAUAUGAAGAGUAAAUCACACACCAAAAAUUAUGCAGCAAGUAGUAGUUCUUCAGGCUCAGCCCAUCAAAGUGGUACUCAAAGUUCAGAGACCGAUACUGAUGACAGUGGCAUGGACAGUAGUGAUGAAUCAACGCGUCAACAAGAACACGAAGCGGCAUACGGCCUUCUCUCAUUAUCACAAAAUCCACAAAGUUUACCUUCUGGCUCUUCAAUGGAAAAUUUCUCUCAGGGUUUAACGAAAAUGGGAGAAACGACGGUACCUGCGCUAGGCUUAGAUCGAAGUACAAGUUUUAUGAAUACGGAGCAAGUAACGCACGUGAACAAUACAAAUUACGCAAAAAAUAAAAUUCUUGAUCAUCAGACAAUCACUACCUUCAGUACGUUAAGAGUUAAUGCAACAAUUCCGGUUACAACUGUACAAGAAAGUUCCAAAGAAGUAGAAAACUUAACACAGUUUUUAGGGAAAACCAAUACCCAAAGACCGCUUACCUAUCCUUACUUGUCUGUUACCCCCGGGGAAUCACCGACGAAAUCAAAUAAAAUUAUUGAAAAAUCUGCCUCGGAGAAACAACCUCAUAAUUUUAGUGUAAUUUCAAGAAAUUUAGGUCCCGAAUUAAACAAAGUGCGAGAAUUACCUUCUCCACAGACUGUUGAAUUUAAGAAAGUUGCCAUAACAAUAAGCUACGAUCCUAAAUAUUUAGAAGAUGCGAAAACUCCCUCAGAAAGUUCGUUUACAUCAAAACAAGUGAUAGAAUCGGUCAUACCACUUAUUAAAGUGUCUGAUAACAUGCAACCAAACGAAGGCGAUUUCAGAAAACGAAAAAUUAGUGUCUUCGAACCGGAGUUUAAGCCAAAAUUACAAAGAAGCGAUUCGGAUGUAAUGGAUCUUUCUUGUAAUUCAGAGAAGAAUCUUAAAAAUCCACCGCUUUCACAUUGCGAGAAUGGCACCAUUGACCAAAGGACAUCAGUAGCGUCGUAUUCGCCGCAAGUUAUAAAUCUUUCGAAAAGUCAAAAUCUUCCUAGUCCUUCUGUUGCCGAUAAAUGUAAACUUUCAUUUAAGACAAGUCCUAAGGAAUCUUCAACGGAACAGUUUAACAGCGAAAGAGGAAGCGACACUGAAUCUUCGUCAAGAUUUUCAACGAAGGUGCCGGAAAGUUACCCAACGGUAAUGCAUUAUUCGACAGAGUCUUCUGAAAGCUUUAAUUCGGUAGACUAUGACAACAGUGCCAUGCAAACUCUGGCCGAUGUGGCUACGAAGCAAGUCAAGUUGGAAAAGAACACGAUUGCAAAAAAUGUAGCGUCAGCCUUUUUGAAAUUGGCCACGAAGAGCGAAUUUCAGAUAAACGAAAUAAAGAAUUUCAGUUCUUCAAAUAAAGACGUCAAUGAACUCAUCGCAAAGUCUGAAGAGAACAAAAGUUGUUCAAUUUGUCUUAAGAAUUUUAACAAACCCUCACAACUCAGGUUGCACAUGAAUAUUCAUUACUUAGAGAGGCCAUUUCGUUGUGAUUCCUGUUCAGUUAGUUUUAGGACCAAAGGACAUUUACAAAAACAUGAAAGAAGUGCUAGUCAUCAUAAUAAGAAAAACUACAGCAUGAUCCAGUUGUCUUCAUCUCCCACUUUAUCGUCGUCUGAACCUAGACCAUUUAAAUGUUCCGACUGUAGUAUUGCGUUUCGCAUACAUGGUCAUUUAGCAAAACAUCUUAGAUCAAAAAUGCACAUCAUGAAGUUAGAAUGUCUUGCAAAAAUACCCUUCGGACUUUAUGCUGAAUUGGAAAGGGCGAACAGUUUACUCACGGAAAUUAAUACAACCGAUGGGGACCAGUGUUUAGAAAGCCUAAAGGUAACUUUUUAAUAGAUUGCCAAUUAAAUACUAAACAAUUAACAGUUGAACUUCUUAAGUAAUCCGAGCAUUCUCUGCAUUAAAAAUGAAUUGAUUUCAAAAAGUUUCUUCAUCAUAUCAAAAAAAAAUUGGAAAAAACAUGUAAAAUGUUCCGCACCAUAUAUAUGAGUGCGUAACAAAUAUAGUUGACCCUCUUUUGCAUUUGAAGCAUAUUUUUAAAUGUAUUCAUCAAAAUUUUAA
This is a messenger RNA of Agrilus planipennis (emerald ash borer), 2567 nucleotides long. Its product is annotated as zinc finger protein 40-like. Gene Ontology annotation, biological process: regulation of transcription by RNA polymerase II. The record is from RefSeq and is a predicted model, not a curated record. The coding region runs from base 411 to 2339 and encodes 642 amino acids. Gene Ontology annotation, cellular component: nucleus. Lineage: Eukaryota; Metazoa; Arthropoda; Insecta; Coleoptera; Buprestidae. The transcript has 5 exons. Gene Ontology annotation, molecular function: DNA-binding transcription factor activity, RNA polymerase II-specific; RNA polymerase II cis-regulatory region sequence-specific DNA binding.